AACCACACAAAGUCACAACUCUCAAUCUAGUUGUGAAAUUACCAUUUAGAGCAAGCUUCAAUUAUUUCUGGGUCUUGUCCCUUUUCUUCCUCUCGCGUUGAUCGUGGCUGCUACUCCUGCAAUAAUCAACCAAGAGGAAAAGCAAAGAGCAUCUUUGUCGUAUAUACUGGAAUGAAUUAUUGAGCUGAUUCUAUUCCUACUUCCUAUUAUUUCAUACUUUCCCGUCAGUUGGACCUUGGUGGAGUGUUUUGACUUACCAGACUGACGAUCCAAUCACAAGCCUUUGGAUGAUCUUUGGGAUUUUCUGCUGAAGGCGAUUUCAUUACUGCUUGUUUAGUACUUCUGCUAAAGGUUCUAGCAAAAACUGAAAAGUGCAGUUGUUAAUAAGAUGGAGAACGAAAAUUAUGUGAAUCUUGAUGAUGAUGCGAAUGACAUAGAAAACGAAGGUCCAUUGGAUGGGAAGGACAAUGGGAGAUACUGGUCAGAGUUUUCUGAAAGAAACAUGACAUAUGCAGAGCCACUUCUGGUGAGGAGAACUAACACCACCUCUCAGAUUGCAAUAGUUGGUGCUAACCUUAGCCCGAUCGAAAGCCUUGACUACGAGAUUUUUGAGAAUGAAAUAUUUAAGCAGGACUGGAGAUCAAGGAACAAGAUUCAGAUAUUCCAGUAUGUGAUACUUAAGUGGGGAUUUGCUGCUCUUAUUGGAUUAGGCACUGGGAUUGUUGGUUUUCUCAAUAAUAUUGCAGUUGAGAAUAUAGCUGGUUUCAAGCUGCUCCUAGUAACCAAUCUAAUGUCUGAACACAGAUAUAUUCUGGCAUUUGUAGUAUUAGCUGGUUGCAAUAUAGGCUUGGCAGCGGCAGCUGGAUCUCUUUGUGCUUUUAUUGCUCCAGCAGCAGCAGGCUCUGGUAUUCCUGAGGUGAAAGCCUAUCUCAAUGGUAUUGAUGCUCACUCUAUACUGGCCCCAAGCACUCUUUUUGUGAAGGUUUUGGGUGCCAUCCUUGGAGUUUCUGCUGGAUUUGUCGUGGGCAAAGAGGGGCCUAUGGUACACACGGGUGCAUGCAUUGCUUCCUUGUUAGGGCAGGGUGGAUCUCGCAAGUAUCGCUUGACUUGGAAUUGGCUAAGGCAUUUCAAAAAUGAUCGGGACCGGCGAGACAUGAUUACUUGUGGUGCUGCUGCUGGUGUUGCAGCUGCAUUUCGUGCUCCAGUAGGCGGUGUUCUCUUUGCUCUUGAAGAGGCAGCUACAUGGUGGCGGAGUGCUCUCCUUUGGAGGACAUUUUUCACUACAGCAGUAGUUGCUAUUGUUUUGAGAGCUGGAAUUGAGUACUGUGCCACCGGAAAAUGUGGGCUAUUUGGUGAAGGUGGUUUGAUAAUGUACGAUGUCAGUGCAGCCAAAGUAACAUACAGUGGUGCUGAUAUAUUAGCGGUGUUACUCCUAGGAAUCCUCGGAGGCAUUCUUGGAAGCAUAUAUAAUUACUUUGUGGAUAAGGUUGUUCGUGCAUAUAGCAUCCUGAAUGAAAAAGGUCCAGGUUUCAAAAUUUUCAUUGUGGUCACAAUUUCACUUUUGACAUCAUGUUGUGCUUAUGGCCUACCAUGGUUGGCAAAAUGCAUCCCCUGUCCCGAUGAUCCGAUGGUGAGCUGUCCCACUAUUGAUGAGUCUGGCAACUACAAGAGUUUUCAAUGUCCAUCAGGAUAUUACAAUGAUCUCGCUUCUCUUUUUCUAAACACCAAUGAUGAUGCUAUUCGGAACCUAUUCAGCACCAGGACAUUCAAAGAAUUCCACAUCUCCAGCCUGUUUAUCUUCUUUGUAACUAUUUACUUUCUUGGGGUAGUCACUUAUGGUAUUGCUAUUCCAUCAGGGCUUUUCAUUCCUGUGAUAUUGGCGGGUGCAGCAUAUGGCCGGCUUGUAGGGAGACUAUUUGAGACGAUCUCCAAACUUGAUACUGGAUUAUACGCCCUCCUCGGAGCUGCCUCCUUCCUUGGUGGCACCAUGAGAAUGACAGUUUCCCUUUGUGUUAUAUUGCUAGAACUCACCAAUGAUCUCUUGUUACUCCCUCUUGUGAUGUUGGUCUUGCUGGUCUCAAAAACCGUGGCUGAUAGCUUUAACAAGGGUGUCUACGAUCAAAUACUGAAGAUAAAGGGACUUCCAUAUAUGGAGGCCCAUGCAGAACCUUAUAUGAGGAAUUUAGUUGCACGUGAUGUUGUCUCUGGCCCGCUAGUUACCUUCUCUGGGAUUGAAAUGGUAAGGAAUAUACUAGAUGCUCUGAAAACCACAGGGCAUAAUGGGUUUCCGGUCAUCGAUGAACCACCAAUCUCAGAUGCACCGGAAUUGUGUGGGCUUGUUCUUAGGUCUCAUCUGCUAGUGCUAUUGAAGGGGAAGAACUUCUCAAAAGACAGGGUGCUUACAAGUCGAAACUUCUUACAAAGAAUUUCUGCAUUAGAUUUUGCAAAGGCAGGAUCAGGGAAAGGAAUCAAACUAGAGGAUCUGGAAAUUGAAGAGGAAGAGAUGGAUAUGUAUGUUGAUCUCCACCCCAUUACCAAUGCAUCCCCAUACACGGUGGUCGAGACCAUGUCACUCGCUAAAGCUGCUAUUCUUUUCCGCCAACUUGGUCUUAGGCACAUGUGUGUGGUCCCAAAGAGUCAAGGGCAUGUUUUCCCCUCUCAGUUUACAAAGCUCAAACUCGAGACUUCAUAGACCUCCAGUUGUUGGGAUUCUGACACGCCAUGACUUCAUGGAGGAGCAUGUCCAUGGACUUCACCCUAACAUGAAACCUCACAGGAGGACUGAGUGAUCCAAGUGAGAAGAAAACCUUUUUUGGUGUUCUUUGAAAUGCUCCAUCACAGGAAGAUUAAAGUUUCUUGCAGAGGAGGCCAAUAAUUAUCAUAUCACAGAACCCUGGGAGUGAUGGGGAUGCUCAUCAUCUAUGGAGUUGCUGCUUGCGUUUGAUGCUGUAUUUAGGAGCUGUACAAGUAUAGUAUCGGUUAUCAAUUUUGUUUUCAUGGAAUCAAUUACAGAACCGAAAAUGUAAUAAUCAUUGUUGUACAUUGGGUGGCUUGAAUAAUUUUGUGGUUAAAUUAAGAUAAAUGAGCAAAUUAAUUACUUCUUGAAA
Prosopis cineraria is the source of this 3107-nucleotide messenger RNA. RefSeq names its product chloride channel protein CLC-c-like. Gene Ontology annotation, molecular function: voltage-gated chloride channel activity. Gene Ontology annotation, biological process: transmembrane transport; chloride transport. Gene Ontology annotation, cellular component: plant-type vacuole membrane; intracellular membrane-bounded organelle. The record is from RefSeq and is a predicted model, not a curated record. Bases 389 to 2692 code for a protein of 767 amino acids. The transcript has 9 exons. Lineage: Eukaryota; Viridiplantae; Streptophyta; Magnoliopsida; Fabales; Fabaceae.